Molecule: messenger RNA, 2025 nt
Organism: Oncorhynchus masou masou (cherry salmon)
Lineage: Eukaryota; Metazoa; Chordata; Actinopteri; Salmoniformes; Salmonidae
Exons: 1
Coding region: 1-2025 (674 amino acids)
Source: RefSeq, a predicted model, not a curated record
AUGCCACAUUCUCCCCUGCAUCCUCCCCCUCAUGCCACAUUCUCCUCUGCCACCUCCCCCUCAUGCCACAUUCUCCCCUGCCACCUCCCCCUCAUGCCACAUUCUCCUCUGCCACCUCCCCCUCAUGCCACAUUCUCCUCUGCCCCCUCCCCCUCAUGCCACAUUCUCCCCUGCCACCUCCCCCUCAUGCCACAUUCUCCCCUGCCACCUCCACCUCAUGCCACAUUCUCCCCUGCAUCCUCCCCCUCAUGCCACAUUCUCCCCUGCAUCCUCCCCCUCAUGCCACAUUCUCCCCUGCCCCUCAUGCCACAUUCUCCCCUGCCUUCUCCCCUGCCUCCUCCACCUCAUGCCACAUUCUCCCCUGCAUCCUCCCCCUCAUGCCACAUUCUCCCCUGCAUCCUCCCCCUCAUGCCACAUUCUCCCCUGCCACCUCCACCUCAUGCCACAUUCUCCCCUGCAUCCUCCCCUCAUGCCACAUUCUCCCGUGCCACCUCCCCCUCAUGCCACAUUCUCCCCUGCCACCUCCACCUCAUGCCACAUUCUCCCCUGCAUCCUCCCCCUCAUGCCACAUUCUCCCCUGCAUCCUCCCCCUCAUGCCACAUUCUCCCCUGCCACCUCCCCCUCAUGCCACAUUUUCCCCUGCCACCUCCACCUCAUGCCACAUUCUCCCCUGCAUCCUCCCCCUCAUGCCACAUUCUCCCCUGCAUCCUCCCCCUCAUGCCACAUUCUCCCCUGCCACCUCCACCUCAUGCCACAUUCUCCCCUGCAUCCUCCCCUUAUGCCACAUUCUUCCGUGCCACCUCCACCUCAUGCCACAUUCUCCCCUGCAUCCUCCCCCUCAUGCCACAUUCUCCCCUGCAUCCUCCCCCUCAUGCCACAUUCUCCCCUGCCACCUCCACCUCAUGCCACAUUCUCCCCCCUGCAUCCUCCCCUCAUGCCACAUUCUCCCGUGCCACCUCCCCCUCAUGCCACAUUCUCCCCUGCCACCUCCACCUCAUGCCACAUUCUCCCCUGCAUCCUCCCCCUCAUGCCACAUUCUCCCCUGCCACCUGCCCCUCAUGCCACAUUCUCCCCUGCAUCCUCCCCCUCAUGCCACAUUCUCCUCUGCCACCUCCCCCUCAUGCCACAUUCUCCCCUGCCACCUCCCCCUCAUGCCACAUUCUCCCCUGCAUCCUGCCCCUCAUGCCACAUUCUCCUCUGCCACCUCCCCCUCAUGCCACAUUCUCCUCUGCCACCUCCACCUCAUGCCACAUUCUCCCCUGCAUCCUGCCCCUCAUGCCACAUUCUCCUCUGCCACCUCCCCCUCAUGCCACAUUCUCCCCUGCAUCCUCCCCCUCAUGCCACAUUCUCCCCUGCCACCUCCCCCUCAUGCCACAUUCUCCCCUGCCACCUCCACCUCAUGCCACAUUCUCCCCUGCAUCCUCCCCCUCAUGCCACAUUCUCCACUGCAUCCUCCCCCUCAUUCCACAUUCUCCCCUGCAUCCUCCCCCUCUUGCCACAUUCUCCCCCUCAUGCCACAUCCUCCCCCUCAUGCCACAUCCUCCCCCUCAUGCCACAUCUUCCCCCUCAUGCCACAUCCUCCCCCUCAUGCCACAUUCUCCCCUGCAUCCUCCCCCUCAUGCCACAUUCUCCCCCUCAUGCCACAUUCUCCCCUGCAUCCUCCCCCUCAUGCCACAUCCUCCCCCUCAUGCCACAUUCUCCCCUGCAUCCUCCCCCUCAUGCCACAUACUCCCCCUCAUGCCACAUUCUCCCCUGCAUGCCACAUCCUCCCCUGCAUCAUCCCCCUCAUGCCACAUCCUCCCCCUCAUGCCACAUCCUCCCCUGCAUGCCACAUCCUCCCACUCAUACCACAUCCUCCCCCUCAUGCCACAUCCUCCCCCUCAUGCCACAUUCUCCCCUGCAUGCCACAUCCUCCCCUGCAUCAUCCCCCUCAUGCCACAUCCUCCCCCCUCAUGCCACAUCCUCCCCUGCAUGCCACAUCCUCCCCUGCAUUAUCCCCCUCAUGCCACAUCCUCCCCUGCAUAA